CCGCCGCCCGGUCCUGGUGUCGUGUCGCCGUGUCGCCGCGUCGUGCCGCCGUCGUGAUGCGGUGAAGCGCGAGUGCGAAGCGCGAAGCAACGCGAAGCAACGCGAAGCAACGCGAAGCCAUGCCGCUGUACGGCGACUACUACGGCUCGUCCCCGUACGCGUACGGGGGCGGGCUCAGCCCCUACGGCUCGCCCUACUCGUCGUCCUCCGCGCCCGGCUUCUCCAAGAUGCUCUCCUCCGUGCUCAACUACGGCCUGGACAUGCCGCGCGGCGGCGUCAUCUCCAUCAGCAACAGCCCCGGGCCCUACUACCUGGACACGCGCUCCUGGGUCGCGCCCAUGUCGCCUCGCCUGGGCUACUCGUCGGGGCUGUCGUCGGGCUUGUCGUCCUCGGGGUACCGGCCGGCGCGGCCCAAGUGGAUGGACGUGUCCGACAUCGACGUGACCAAGCCGCGCGGACGGCGCGCCAUCGCCGCCGCGGCCAACGCCGCCCUGCGCACCGCGUCGCCGUCGCCCGCCGUCGCCGUGCCCGUCGCCCCCGCCGUCGCCGCCCCCGCGCCCGUCGACGGCGUGCUCACGGACCGCGUGCGCGCCGAGCGCGCCGUGGAGCGGGCACUCAUCGAGCGCGGGGGCAACAAGUGCACCAUCAAGAGGGACCGCACCGUGGUGCGACUCCGCACCAAGAAGGAGACCCCUGCGCAGGCGGAACGGCGCCGCAACCGGCAGAAGACCCCAGGCGAGCGUCUGGUGGAGAAGUUCCUCAUCAAGGACAAGUCCCUGGAGGAGGAGCGCCAGCGCCGCGAGGAAGAGGAAGAGAGGCAGCGGCGGCGCGCGGCGCGCCUGGCCGACCACGCCAUCGUGCGCAGGAACACGCCCCGCCGCAAGUCCAGCCUGCAGACCGACGCCAUCGCCGCGGUGGCCGCGGCCGCCGCCCAGGAGGAGGAGCGCGUCGAGGAGGCGCCGGCCGACGACUCGGCCGAGGCGCAGGAGCUGCACGUCCUGGACGAGCUGAUCCUGGACGAGAUGACGCACGAGGACCCGGUGCGGCGGGGGUCCUCCACGCGCAUCUCCUACAAGGGCUACGCGCCGGCCGCCACGCCGCCCGACAUUGAGGUCAGCCAGCACGGCAAGCGCAAGUCGCGGCGGCGGAGCUCCGACCUCAACAAGCUCGUGGACUCCAUCAGCGAGGACCCCGAGACCGAGUCCACGGCCGCGCCGAUGCUGCAGCGGAGGCUGUCCGUCAAGCGGCGCGGCUCCAGGGAGAUCACCGCCACGCUGCACAUCCCCGCCAGCCUGGCCAAGAGCGGGUCCGCGUCCAAGGUGCCCGGCCUGGCGCAGAUCAGCGAGACCAGCGUGGACGACAGCGACCUGCCCGGCCAGCAGACGUCGCCGAAGAUCAAGUCCCCCGCCGCGCUCAAGAUCGUCGACGUGGAGGUGGAGGUGACGCACUCGCCCAAGACCCCCCGGCGGUUCGUGUACGACGUCGUGGUGGACGGCGACGACCCCAAGCGGGUGCCGUCGCGGAAGGUGGUGCCCAGCAAGGCGGAGACCGUCGCCCUCAAGGUCGACGAGAAGCGGACGCUGCAGUCCCACGUCGGCCACGUCGAGGACGCGCCCACCAGGCCCAACACGCUGGACCUCACCAAGUCCGGCCAGACCACCAAGCCCAAGGUGCCCGUGCUGGAGGCGCUCAAGAGCGUUGAGAAGACGCCGUCCGCGGACACCAAGACCGCCAAAGCGGCGCAGACGCCGUCCAAGGCGCAGCCCAGCCCCGCCGCCACGCCGGCCCCCGCCACCCCCGCCAAGACCCCCGCCGCGGCCAAGACUGCCGCACAGACUCCCACCGCGGCCAAGACUGUGGCACAGACUCCCGCCAAAACUCCCGCACAGACUCCCACCGCGGCCAAGACUGUUGCUCAGACUCCCGCCAAAACUCCCGCACAGACUCCGGCCAAGACGACCGUCGGGGGGCUGUGGGGCGCCCCGAAGGCGGCCCCGCAGACGGUCGCCAAGGUGCAGAACCAGACUCCCACAGCGGCCAAGGCGCCGGUGGAAACUCCCGUCCCGAAGCAAGAAGUCGAAACUCCCGCAAACUCCCACUGCCGCAAAGGCCGCGGCGGCAACGCCCGUCGCACAGUUGCUAACUCCCACAGCAGCGAAGGCACCGGUGAAAAGUGUAGCCGAACCAAAAGCAGCUGCGCAAACUCCCACUGCAGUCAAGGCCCCUGCUCAGACUCCCACGUCACCCAAAGUGCCGGUCGAGACUCCUGUUGCCGCGAAGCCGCCACCGCAAACUCCAACAACUGUGAAAGCCCCGGUCCAAACUGCGGUGAAGCCUCCUGCGCAAACCCCAACAGUGGCGAAGCAGACUUCCGUAGAUACAGCCGUGGCCGCCAAGCCCCCGCCUCAAACUCCCACAGCAACCAAAGCCCCCGUUCAGACUCCCCCUGUCGCGAAGCAGGUCUCAGUGGAAACUCCCACUGUAACCAAGCAGGUUUCAGUCGAAACUCCAAAAGUAACAAAGCAGACUUCAGUUGAAACUCCCAAAGUUACUAAGCAGACUUCAGUGGAAACUCCCAAAGUUACUAAGCAGACUUCAGUGGAAACUCCUAAUGUAACCAAGCAGGCUUCAGUCGAAACUCCGGUCGCCACCAAACCUUCACCACAAACUGCCACAGCAAUCAAAGC
Molecule: messenger RNA, 2687 nt
Organism: Thrips palmi
Lineage: Eukaryota; Metazoa; Arthropoda; Insecta; Thysanoptera; Thripidae
Product: neurofilament heavy polypeptide-like
Exons: 3
Coding region: 120-2537 (805 amino acids)
Source: RefSeq, a predicted model, not a curated record